AUGUGGAAAGCGGCUGUCCUGUCCCUUUUCGUGGCUGGCCUGGUGACCGCCAAGGAGGACGAGAAGAAGAUCGACGGACCCGUGAUCGGUAUUGACUUGGGAACCACCUACUCCUGCGUGGGCAUCUACAAGAACGGCCGAGUGGAGAUCAUCCCCAAUGAUCAAGGCAACCGCAUCACGCCUUCCUAUGUGGCCUUCACGGAUGAGGAGCGCUUGAUCGGCGAGGCGGCCAAGAAUCAGGCGACCAUCAACCCCACCCAGACCCUCUUUGAUGUCAAGCGUCUGAUUGGACGCCGCUUCAAGGAUUCUACCGUGCAGAAGGACAUCAAGCUUUUGCCCUUUACCAUUGUGGACAAGGCAAGCAAGCCCAUGAUCAGCGUCAAGGUGAAGGGUGAGGACAAGGUUAUGGCGCCCGAAGAGGUCUCUUCCAUGGUCCUGACCAAGAUGAAGGAGACUGCCGAGAACUACUUGGGCAAAGAAGUGAAGCAUGCGGUGGUGACUGUGCCAGCCUAUUUCAACGAUGCCCAACGUCAGUCCACCAAGGACGCUGGCACCAUCGCCGGCCUGAACGUCCUGCGUAUCAUCAACGAGCCCACGGCGGCAGCCAUUGCGUACGGCUUAGACAAGAAGACCGAGAAGAACAUCCUGGUUUAUGAUCUCGGUGGUGGCACCUUCGAUGUGUCCCUGCUGACCAUCGACAACGGCGUCUUUGAGGUGGUGGCCACCAAUGGCGACACCCACUUGGGAGGUGAGGACUUCGACCAGCGGGUGAUGCAGCACUUCAUGAAGAUCUUCCAGAAGAAGCAUGGUAAGGACAUGUCCAAGGACAAGCGCUCCAUUCAGAAGUUGCGCCGGGAAGUGGAGAAGACCAAGCGGGCCCUUAGCUCCACUCAUCAGGCGCGCCUGGAGAUCGAAGCCCUCUACGACGGCGUGGACUUCUCUGAGACCUUGACCCGGGCACGCUUCGAGGCGUAUGGAUGGGGCUUUGAAAUCCGCCUUAGCUCCGUGGAUCAGGAGCUGAACGCAGAUCUCUUCAAGAACACCCUGGGUCCAGUGAAGCAGGUGCUGGAGGACUCGGGCUUGAAGAAGAACCAGGUGGAUGAGAUUGUCCUGGUGGGCGGCUCCACCCGGAUCCCCAAGGUGCAGCAACUCAUCAAGGACUUCUUCAACGGCAAGGAGCCGAACCGCGGCAUUAACCCCGACGAGGCGGUGGCUUAUGGCGCCGCAGUGCAGGCAGGCAUUUUGAGUGGCGAGGGAGGACAGGACUUGCUGCUGUUGGACGUGACCCCCCUGACCCUGGGCAUUGAGACCGUGGGCGGCGUCAUGACCAAGUUGAUCUCCCGCAACACCGUGAUUCCCACGAAGAAGUCACAGAUCUUCUCCACCUACCAGGACAAUCAGCCUGCGGUGAACAUCCAGGUCUAUGAAGGUGAGCGUCCCAUGACCAAAGACAACCACCUGCUGGGCAAGUUUGAGCUUGGCGGGAUCCCACCUGCUCCCCGUGGCCAGCCACAGAUCGAGGUGACCUUCGAGAUCGACAGCAACAGCAUCCUGAACGUGGGCGCAGAGGAUAAAGGCACCGGCAAGAGUGAGAAGAUCACCAUCACCAACGACAAGGGCCGCCUGACGGAAGAGCAGAUCGAGAAGAUGAUCCGUGAAGCCGAGGAAUUCGCAGAUGAGGACAAGAAGGUCAAGGAGAGGGUGGACGCCAAGAACGCCUUUGAUGGAUACAUCCAUUCCAUGCGAUCGGCCACUGAGGGCUCGGGGGACAACAAGGGUCUCAGUGAGAAGAUGGACUCCGAGGAGAAGGAGCAGAUCUUGGACGCCCUGAAAGACGGCCAGAGCUGGUUGGAUUCCAAUCCGGAGGCGGACGCCGAGGAGAUUAAGGAAAAACACAAGGAGAUUGAAGGCAUUUGCGCUCCCAUCGUCUCCAAGUACUACGGUGGUGGUGGGGGUGCCGCUGGCGGCGGCGACGAUGAUGAGGCAACUUUGGCUUGGGACUUUUUUCAUGGACAAUUUACGAAGCAGAGCUGCCCCUUGUUCUUCCGCUACAUCGAAGAUAAGGACCUUUGGCGGUGGGCCAUGAAGCGCUCCAAGGAGUUUUCAGCAGCUCAGGAGUUGGAGCUGCCGAUCCCCCGACCCGGCUGUGUGCGCGACCCGGAGACGGCCUUCCGGCCCUGGCUGCAGAUCUACAACUCUGGGCAGCGUGGCUUAGACGCGAUGUUGAGCCGCGGUAGCAGCAUUGUGGCCUAUCAGGAUUCCCUUGUGGAGGCUCAGGCGCGUUCCGCGCGCGUGCGGCGCUUGAAAGCCGCGCCGGAGCUGAAGGCUUUCGUGGUGAAUGCCACAGUGCUGCCAUCGGAACUUGGCAAUGCCUUGGCGAAGCGAGGCGUGGAGGAAGGCGUGAGCUAUGCCAUGUGUGUGAAAUAUUUGCCUGGCAACAAGCCUGGAGAGGGUUCCUGGAGCAUUUCUCUCCGAAGUCUCUUCGGAGCGCACGCCUCGGCCGCCGACGUGGCCCAGAUCGCCAAGACCUUGGGCGGCGGCGGGCACCGCGCAGCCUCGGGCUGCGCGGUGCGGGUCACCAACCUGGAGGACUUGUUCGUCGCAGACUGA
This is a messenger RNA of Cladocopium goreaui, 2610 nucleotides long. Lineage: Eukaryota; Dinophyceae; Suessiales; Symbiodiniaceae. The record is from the annotation of a GenBank genome assembly.